Messenger RNA from Apus apus (common swift), 2350 nucleotides. RefSeq names its product parkin coregulated (gene PACRG). Lineage: Eukaryota; Metazoa; Chordata; Aves; Apodiformes; Apodidae. Gene Ontology annotation, cellular component: vesicle; cytosol; neuron projection. The transcript has 5 exons. Gene Ontology annotation, molecular function: Hsp70 protein binding; Hsp90 protein binding. The record is from RefSeq and is a predicted model, not a curated record. Bases 79 to 915 code for a protein of 278 amino acids.
GUGUCGCGGGUGGGGAAGGCGGCGGAGGUGGACCAGGUAGACCUGCUGUGUUUUCUAACUUGCUGAGGCGUAGCGUUGAUGUUUGUUUGUUUGUUUGUUUGUUUCCAGGUUGUAUUUUGUUUCUUGUCCGUCGCGGGCGCUGGUGGGGAGACAACAAUGGAGAAAGCGGGGUCCAGCCCCUCAAAGCCCGUCGAUGACGGGUGCCCCCCGCAGCAGGAGCCGGCGGGGCACGAGAAGAAGAGCAAGCAGCAGGUCUCCGACGGAUUCACUGUUAAAGCGAUGAUGAAAAACACUGUGGUAAGAGGGCCACCACUUGCAGGAGCAUUUAAGGAAAGACCAACACGGCCCACUGCAUUUCGCAAAUUUUAUGAGCGAGGAGACUUCCCCAUCGCCCUUGAUCAUGAUACUAAAGGGAACAAAAUCGCUUGGAAGGUAGAAAUUGAAAAGCUGGACUAUCAUCGCUACCUGCCUUUGUUUUUUGAUGGGCUUUGUGAAAUGUCGUUUCCAUAUGAGUUUUUUGCUCGUCAAGGAAUUCAUGACAUGCUGGAACAUGGUGGAAACAAGAUUCUUCCUGUUAUUCCUCAGCUUAUUAUCCCAAUCAAAAAUGCACUGAACCUUCGUAACCGGCAGGUCAUCUGCAUCACGCUGAAAGUCCUCCAGCACCUGGUGAUGUCAGCUGACAUGGUGGGGGAGGCCUUGGUGCCUUAUUAUCGGCAAAUCCUCCCAAUCUUCAACAUCUUUAAGAAUGUGAAUGUUAAUUUGGGAGAUGGGAUAGACUACAGCCAACAGAAGCGUGAAAAUAUUGGAGAUCUGAUCCAAGAGACACUGGAAGCCUUUGAACGCCGUGGUGGAAGACAUGCUUAUAUAAACAUUAAAUACAUGAUCCCUACUUAUCAGUCGUGCAUAUUAAACUGAGUUGUAUCAAAUGGGAUGAUUCCAUUUGUUUCCUAAAAAAACUGUAUCUGACUCUGUGUGUCAUCUUGUUAGUCAUGCUUUUUUUCUCUACAGCUGCUAAAAUAGUGGCUUCUGGGGCAUUAGAGUGUUACUAUUGUGAACAAGGCUUUCCAAUACAUAAAUAGUGCCUGUUCCUUUGAUUACAAUGCUGCACUGUGCUUGUUUGUUCCCUGAAAGAAUCGCUCCUUUAUAACAGAGCUGACUCGAGCAGGAAUCAGAGUUAAACCUUCACUUGUAUAGACAAUAAAACUAUAAUUUUCAUACACGAUUCAGCAAUUGCUGUUCUGUGUCCGCUUGCCCUGAGGGUGAUGUCAGAGGCUGUAACAAGAAGAGUUUAUGCUGACUGCUUAAUAGGUGUUUGUCAUGGAAGAGAAACACCAGUUCAGUGAUGCCUCUCUAGCAGCUGUGCCAAAUAAUGUGCACUGACAUACAAUAAGACUGUUGAAUGUAUAGACCAAUUACAGUGAGAAAAGUUAUAUGGUCCAUUAUAAAGCACUGUCAUGAAAUUAACUCAUGUUUCUUAUACUCUCCCAGUCUCAGCUUCCAAGUGUUUACCAUUUCAUGGAACUUGAGUUCCUCUUGGCAAACAUCAGGCACAAACCAGUAUUUUGAAGAAAAGAAGCCCAGACUAAAUGUCAAUCAGUCAGAUGGCAGAUACAGUGUAUAUAGUGUAUCAGUCCCUAAUGACACUGUUAAUGUGGAUAAAAGCAGAAUAUACACAUAUCUUCUUAAAAGGUGCAGAGGAUUUUUUGUAACUGCAAGGUUGCUAUUGCUUUUCUGUUAUUACGGUAUAUGUGUGUGCAAACAAUGUAACUAUUGUUACAGGAAUCCCUUACAAUUUCCUACUCAGUUUCUCCCUGCAUACCCACAACACAGAACUGAUAUAAUCAUGGAUUUAAGCAAGGCUAUUGAGAUUGACUUUAUUGCUUUUUAAGCACAUCUAUGGAAUAAACCUACUAAAAAUAAAACAAGUUUUACAGUUCUCAAGGACAACCAUUUCAAAAUAUUGAGUCAGCUCGAAACAAAUCAGGAGAUAUGAGCUUUGUCUAAAAAGCAUGAGAUUUUUAAAAGUACAGACUUUGGGUUCAUUUUGCUUUUAUUCUGGUUUCUGGAAGUUCUUAAAGUAUAUGCAAAUUGCACCUUCAAAUGUUUUUCUGUGUCUGUUAGAGCUUGAAAUGCACCCUUUGGUGUUAGAUGUGUGAGACUUUCCAAGUGCUUAGCCACAUCCAUAUUCACACCCUACAAGGCUUUCCUGUGUGAGAGAUACUGCCUCUAUCCUGUGCUGUUCGCUUGAGUGCAUACUGGAAGCAUGGGGAGCACCUUCCCACCUGCUGAAACUUUGAGCUGCAUCUGUCAUUAGACUGACAUUAAACUUGCCUUUGUCUGUUCUGUGGGA